Messenger RNA from Corticium candelabrum, 450 nucleotides. Its product is annotated as calcium-activated chloride channel regulator 1-like. The record is from RefSeq and is a predicted model, not a curated record. The coding region runs from base 1 to 450 and encodes 149 amino acids. The transcript has a single exon. Lineage: Eukaryota; Metazoa; Porifera; Homoscleromorpha; Homosclerophorida; Plakinidae.
AUGACGUACAGAGAAGUCGUCUUUCUUUCACUUCUCGCAUGGGCAGCCAACGGUCGUGUUACGCUCACUACUAACGGCUAUGAAGGUCUGGUGAUCGCCAUCGGUGAGAAUGUAGCAGAAGAUUUCUCACUGAUAGAGCACAUCAAGAGUGUCAUGACCAAUGCAUCAUCCUACCUCUACACGGCUACAAAACGAAGAGCAUAUUUCAAGGAUGUGACAAUAUUGGUUCCAGAAACGUGGAGCGACAGAGCGAUAUACGAGCCCAGAACGAUCGAACGCUUUGAGUAUGCUGAAAUCAGAAUCGACGAGCCGGUCUUUCCUGGCUCUCAUACCGCCUACGUUCAAGUGUCGGCUCGCAAGUGUGGCAUGUCGGGCAUCUACAUGCACAUCACUCCAUUCAGACUGACGGAUGAGGAGGUAAGGUUGCUUGAAACCUUUUAUUUUCCGUAG